AUGUCGCGACUGUCCCGGUUAUUUGACAAGUCUAAACAGACUCAAGCCGUUACCUCAGAAAAUCCAGGCAACUCGGCCUGGACUGAAGUCGGCAAUGCGGCCGACCAUCUUCUGGCAGAGCUUGAAUCUCUCUACUGGACUGGUGUCAACCAAGAACUGGACUGCAUUGCUUCCACCUUACGACAAUGGCAGCAACGCCAGUUCCAGCAUAUCCGCCCAGACGCAGACAAUACACUGGUCAACGGCUUCGACACCUUCAUAGCCAAUGUCCUCCAGCGGCCAACCGCGACACCUCCCAAGCUAGCCUCCCAAGAAUCCACCAGGAUCGACGACAAAGGGUGCCUGGUCAGGAGCGCAGAAAUCCGUGCGAUGGAGCUGGCAGCAGCGAAGAUCAGGACGCGCGUGAAUGUCGACGUCCAUAAAUGCCUGACACAACGUCCUGUUGAGACAGAUGCCGCUAAGCGACGAGCACGGUUGCUUCUUCAAGCAGCUGGAUUCUUGGAUAUCGAGAAAACAAUUGAGCACUCACCAGCAGGAAAUACGCCCAGCCCUCUCACUCCGCAGCUACAAAUGACCAAGAAAGGCUUCAAGGGGUGUCUGGCCAUCUCAGUCCUCCCUUGUAGUGAAUGCAAGCGUGUCAUCCGAGGGAGUAUGUAUCAAGCCACUGGUGUGUCCACCCAGACAAUCUGCGAAGAUUGCUACUGGGAGCAUCAUUACAGAGACCCUUCGUUCACCAAACAGUACAAGCAUUCCAUCGCGUCUGAGGUUACCGCCGGGAUCAGUAAGCAUGCUCGCUGCAGUUCUUGUCGAAAACAUCGGAAUGACAUUCAACGGCCGUAUGAGCUACAGACUAAAACAGAGGUGCAUAUGCUGGCCGACGCGAAGUACUUGAGUGUCAAGGACUUACAGAAGAAGUCAGGUCUUGGAGCUAGACCUACUCCCUUGGCCAAGGUUAUUCAAAAUGACUACAAGAGUCGGCCUAACAUCUACUAUGCCGCUUCGAGGUCUGGCGAGAUGCGCCUGGUGGGGGACGAGUGGCUGUACAAGGAUUUCGUGCAGGAGAAUCCAUGGAAGAACAUUCGCGUGGCCGUUCGGGUUGGGCCACUGGUCAUUGAGAAUGGCAGUAAAGAGAGUCGAAAUGGGGCCGGAAUAUCCCUCCGCGAUCCAAUUUUCGGACAAGAGCAGCAAAAGGCGGACCUCACUUGCCUUGCCAUCUGUGGAGAGACAGAAAGACAGCUAUGGCGCCAUGCCAGCGCUCGUCCGCAGAAACGGAAACGCUUCCAAGCGGUGCUGAAGCAAGUCGUCGGGACUCCUUUCACCGGCUGGCCGUUGUCGGCGGCUGAGGAGGAGAUCAUCGAGCUGCUGGUGAAAGCGAGCAGGGACAGCACCGAGGGUACACGCCAGGAACUGCACAACAGAGUUAAAGCGUUCUUCAGUCCAUGGGUGUCGGUUUACUUCAAAAGUAUUGUGGGGAAGUUACUUGACAGCAAGACCACACUCGCAUGGGACGGAUUGGCCAAUAACUGCCAGCAAUUCUGUGACUCACUGAUCGACUGGCAAGAAUUUGGGUCACUCCUCGCUCAGUCCUCGAUCACUGGCUCCGACAAGGAUCGCCCGGAACCACUCUACCGCAUGAGCUUCGUCUGUCGCCGUCGCGCAACACAGGAUCCAUUCCAACACCCAGACACCAUCAUCAACGUCCCAUACGGACUGACAGAGGAGUAUAUCCGCCGCUUUCACUUUGGCUGCUACGCCGGCCCCGACCUGAUCGAUUCACUGCACGAGUACUGGUUCGACUGGGGCGGAUUCAACAGACACCUCUAUCCCAAUCAAAACCUCUUCCCCUGGGACUGCACCGAAGCACUGCACCGCUACCCCGUCAAAUGCGGCGCCUGCACCCUCUCUAAGCACGUCUGGGCCUUCCCCUUCGACUCCUGGUCAAUCAUCUCCCUGCACCUAUCCAGAGACAGAUUCACCUAUCCUGCCUCCGAACCGAGUCCGACUUCUACCCGCGAAGCAUCAUGGAUAAACAACCGCCUCACCCUCCUCACAGCCCUCGACUCCCUCUCCGCCGGUGCAACAGCCAUGUCCCAGAGCCAGCAGUUCAAGCUAUGGCUCCAACCUCAAUCCAGCCCAUCAGCCGAUCGAAUCAAACUAGGUGGUAUCAACCGCGCACAGCCAUGCAGCCAUGCGCUGGAGCACCGCACCCACGAUGACUUCUUUGUCGCAAGGUGGGUUUCCAACUAUCAGUCCUCCAUAAGGGCCUACGAAACCAUGCGGGAUAAGCGGUACUUGCCGGUGACGAUACAGGAAAGGGAAUUGGUGUUCUGGGGCAUUGAGGGGGGGGAGCCGCCGGGAGAGUAUCCAACUUGGGUGGUGCAGUACUCGCAGGUUCCGAAUGCGAACUUUUCAGUGUCUGUCGGUCAUACUACUGGGCGACUGCGGCUGCUUGUGGUGCGAACUGUGGUGCGAGCUGUGGGAGUGGUGGUGCAGGUGGUGAAGGCGGGGGCUGCGGUGGCGGAGAGGGCGGAGGAGGCGGCGGGAGUGGAGGAGGAAGUGGAGGAGGAGGGAGCGGAGGAGGGGGAAGUGGAGGAGGUGGGAGUGGAGGGGGAGGGAGUGGAGGGGGAUGAUGUGGAGGAAGUUGAUAUUCAGGUGUUCGUAUGGCUGGGCCUUUCGAUCUACCUCAGCAGCAUCUCAUAUGAAUGGUCAUCGUCUACGGAGUAG
Messenger RNA from Aspergillus udagawae, 2724 nucleotides. RefSeq lists its product as uncharacterized. NCBI's taxonomy places the organism in Eukaryota, Fungi, Ascomycota, Eurotiomycetes, Eurotiales, Aspergillaceae. Bases 1 to 2724 code for a protein of 907 amino acids. The record is from RefSeq and is a predicted model, not a curated record. The transcript has 3 exons.